This is a messenger RNA of Clavispora lusitaniae ATCC 42720, 1083 nucleotides long. RefSeq lists its product as uncharacterized. Gene Ontology annotation, molecular function: protein binding. The record is from RefSeq and is a predicted model, not a curated record. NCBI's taxonomy places the organism in Eukaryota, Fungi, Ascomycota, Pichiomycetes, Serinales, Metschnikowiaceae.
AUGGAAAAGAUGUUUUCCCUCCGGGCCCACGCGGCGCCAGUGUCUGGUUUCUGCCCCUGGGAAAACCAGCUUGUUUCCGCAGACCGCCUGGGCACAUUGAUAGUGUGGAAUCUCUCCACGCGGCGGCCCGCGGCCCGUUUCCGCGCCCACGAGGGCCAGGUUUUGUCGAUGCAGCCCACGCGCUUCGGCCUUUUGACCCAUGGCCGCGACUCGGCAGUGCGAAUAUGGCCGCCCGGCGCGGCGGAAAACAGCAAGGGCGGCGAUCCCCAUCCCAUCUUUGAAAUGCCCGUCAAUGCCCUCAAUUUCUGCAAUGUGGCGUACAUCGACGGCGCCGACGGCACUGCGCUACUCGCCACGCCUGCCUCGGUGGACUCGGACUGUUUCGAUGUGUACCGGCUCUCGCCCGAUUUUUCGCUCGCGCGCGCGGUGGAAAACCAGGCGCCCAAACAAGAACAAAGAGGAGCGGACCAAAUCGAGGAAAUCGGCGCCCCGCCCGGCCGCGGCGAAGGCAUCAUCAUGCGCUUGGCCUGGGCGGCGCCCGACUUGCUCUAUGUGGGCUAUGAAUCCGGCGCCCUUGCGUCGUUUUCCCUCUCGCCUGAAGGCUGCCGCAUGCUUUGGCUUGCGCGCGCCCACUCGCCGCAUCCCGUCUUGUCGCUUGCGCUUGAAGGCGCGCGGGUAUAUUCUGGCUCGGCAGCGAAAACACUUUUGGUCCACGAGCCGCCGCAUGAGGAGGCGGUCGCAAAACACAACUUGGGCCACUAUGGCGUCCAGUGUUUUGAGAUCUUGCCGCAUCUUUACUUGGCAGGCUUUUGGGACGGUCUGGUGGCCGGGUUCUCGCGCGACUGGCAGCAGCUUUUCAGUCUCGAGCGGCCGCACGAGCAGAUCGAGGCGCCCGAGUCGCCGCUGCGCAAAUCGCUCUGUUUGUUUGUGUGGAGCGCGCCGGCUGCGCCCGAACAGUCGCGCCGCGACCGCCUUCGACUGCGCCGCGCGGCGGGGCGCUUGCUUUUUGUAGGCCACGCCGACGGACUAAUCGUGGCAUACGCUAUCGACGAACUGCUGGAAAAUGGGCUUCUAGAAUCAUAA